Molecule: messenger RNA, 1658 nt
Organism: Carya illinoinensis
Lineage: Eukaryota; Viridiplantae; Streptophyta; Magnoliopsida; Fagales; Juglandaceae
Exons: 11
Coding region: 279-1598 (439 amino acids)
Source: RefSeq, a predicted model, not a curated record
UGCCGAAAUUGAUAACUAGUAAAUGGGAGUGCUAGGCGCUAGCACUAGGUCGAGCCAACUCCAAUUAAAAGACAAACUCCAGCGUCAUUCUUUGAGCACUUUUGGUACAUGUAUCAAGGAAAUAUUCAACCUUUGAGUCGGUUCUACCCAAAAUAGCCGUGUCCUUUUAAAAAUAAGCAGGGUUAAACAGAUCAAAACCGUUUUUAAUCCCUCGGUCUGUUCCCUCCUUGAACGGGCAGGCCUCAGGCCAGCAACAGUCUACGCUCGCUCCGCCAAAAAUGGCUGUCCAUCUCGGCCGUCUACUUCCCUCCUUCGCCGCCCGAAACCCGUUGGUUCCAAAAUCCCAGCUGUCCACCAAACUAAGCGUCUCCUGCUCCGCUACGAACCACUCUGUCAAGUUUAAGAGGGACUACACGAGCGUCAUGAUAGUCCCGACGGGGAUAGGAGCCGCAAUUGGUGGAUUCGCAGGAGACGCUCUGCCCGUAGCUCGCGCUCUCUCCUCCGUCGUCGAUUGUCUCAUCACUCACCCUAAUGUGCUCAAUGCGGCGAUGCUGUACUGGCCCAUGCCCAAUGUUUUGUACGUUGAAGGCCACGCUCUUGACCGGUUUGCUGAAGGAUUAUGGGCCUUAAAGCCUGUUCAUCAAAACAAGGAUCAUGGAUGUACUGCUGUCAGUGAUAUGAAUCAGGUGGGAUUGGUUCUUGAUGCUGGAAUAGAGGAAGAUCUUCGGAUACGCCAUUUACAAGUUGCUGAUGCUGUAAGGGCUUCCCUUGGAUUGCCUGUGGUGGAAUAUAUUGUAACUGACACCCCUUUGGAGGUAGAAAAGUGGGUUGAUCCAAAGAAUGGGCAAUCAACAGGGAGGCUUAAACACCCUGACUCAUUACUGAGAGCUGUACAGACUUUAGUUAGCCGUUCAGGGGUGAAUGCCAUUGCAGUUGUUGGACGCUUCCCAGAUGAUGAUGAUGCUGAAGGCACGGAUAACUAUCGACAAGGGAUGAUAGGGCAUCAUUACUUUUUAGUUCCAGCAACAACACUGAAGGGAAUAGAUCUAUUGGCAGGGGUGGAGGCAGUUAUAAGUCAUUUGGUGGUGCAGGAAUUCCAAAUUCCUUGUGCGCAUGCUCCUGCAUGUUCACCUUUUCUCCUGAGCAUAUCACUGUCCCCAAAAUCAGCUGCUGAGGAGUUAGGACACACAUUCUUGCCAUGUGUGCUUGCUGGGCUAAGUAAUGCACCACAAUACUUGGUCAAGAACAAUGAUUCCUUGGAGAAGGGUUGCAUACUGGCAAGUGAUAUUGAUAGUGUGAUUCUUCCAAUUGAUGCGUGUGGAGGAGAUGGUGCUCUUGCUUUUGCAAGGAUCAAGAGGAACAAGCCACUUAUUAUUACUGUGGAGGAAAAUGAAACAGUUCUCAAUGAUACACCAGAUAAGCUUGGCAUUGAAGCGGUCCAGGUCUCAAACUACUGGGAAGCCAUUGGCGUCAUCGCAGCUCACAAAGCAGGAAUAGAUCCACAUUCACUCAGAAGAACCAGAAUAAACAACAUUCCAUGCAAUUCUUCCCUGCUUGCCAAUGGUAAUGUGUUUUCAAGUAUUAUGCCCAUCACCUGAUCAAUGUUGCGGAGCCUAUGGUUGCAGGAUUUUUUUUUUUUUGGGGGGGGGGGGGGGGGG